AGUAGCUCUAUUCUAAGCCAGUUCAUGCUAGAUAGAAUUUUUUUUUUAACAAAGUGGAGUUAGUUCCUUGGAUUGGAUUCAAGGUUUUUGCUUUGGGGAAGAAUUGAGUCCACAGUAGGAAGGCAAAGACAUCCAAGCGAAGCCUGGCCUGUGUGUGCCCCAAGAACUAACUUGCAGUCAAGUUCUCAGUCUCUGAGUGGGUGGCCAGUCUCCCCUCACGCCCAGCCCACGCUGCCCUGAACAAAGCUUUUUCCAGCCCGAAUUUUUGUCUCAGUCAUUCCACAAGCAAGUAAACAGCCACUUGCUUGCCACCUGGCGAGGAGGGACUGGGCUUGGCUAGGCUGUGUAGUGACCUCUUUUCAGUUCCUGCGGUUCAUCAGUGACCUGGCUUCGAGCUUGGCAUCCAGAAAAGGCGGAAGGUUCCUUACUGAAAGCAGGACCAGACACCACAUCUUCCUCGGCCAGCCAUCUCCCUGAGAAGCCAGCAGCCCGUGUCCUGGGACCCACCAGCAGAAUAAUGUCCAGCCAGGAUUUGAGUAUUACAGCAAAACUCAUCAAUGGAGGUGUGGCAGGGCUUGUUGGGGUGACCUGUGUGUUCCCCAUCGACUUGGCCAAGACUCGGCUGCAGAAUCAACAUGGAAAAGAUAUCUACAAAGGAAUGAUAGACUGCCUGAUGAAAACUGCCAGGGCGGAGGGCUUCUUGGGCAUGUACCGAGGGGCUGCAGUGAACCUGACCUUGGUCACUCCAGAGAAGGCCAUCAAGCUGGCAGCCAAUGACUUCUUCCGGCAGCUGCUAAUGGAGGAUGGGAUGCAGCGGAACCUGAAGAUGGAGAUGCUAGCCGGAUGUGGAGCUGGGAUGUGCCAGGUGGUGGUCACCUGUCCCAUGGAAAUGCUCAAGAUUCAGCUGCAGGAUGCUGGCCGCUUGGCGGUCCAUCGUCAGGGCUCAGCCUCGGCACCCCCCUCCAGGUCCUACACUACCCGCUCGGCUCCCAUGCACAAGCGCCCGUCUGCCACACGUAUUGCCUGGGAACUACUUCACACCCAGGGCCUGGCUGGUCUCUAUAAGGGUCUGGGUGCCACUCUCCUCAGAGACAUUCCCUUCUCCAUCAUCUACUUCCCACUAUUUGCCAACCUUAACAACCUCGGGUUCAACGAGCGGACCGGGAAGGCCUCCUUUGUUCAUUCCUUUAUGUCAGGCUGUGUUGCAGGUUCCGUAGCCGCUGUCACAGUGACACCUCUGGACGUUUUGAAAACUCGAAUCCAAACCCUCAAAAAAGGCCUGGGUGAGGACAGCUACACCGGGAUCACCGACUGCGCCAGGAAAAUCUGGACUCAGGAGGGACCAUCUGCCCUCAUGAAAGGAGCAGGCUGCCGGGCCCUGGUCAUAGCCCCUCUCUUUGGGAUCGCCCAAGGGGUCUACUUCAUUGGUAUUGGAGAGCGGAUCUUAAAGUGUUUCGAGUAGAGACAGCUGGACAGCUCAAGUCCCUUUACUUGCUGCCAGCUCUCUAGCACAUUCUACUUAGAGAGGGAUGAGCAAGACGCCCCCCAUGUCAUCCUGUCCUCUAACCUGUAGUGCUACCUCACUCUCUCCCUUUGUGACGUCCGCAUCCAUUUUUUGGUGGGGUUAUAGUCACCAGGGAGCUUCAGAAGCCCCUAAUCACCUACCUUUCAACGGCAAACAUAGUAUGUGCGUGGGGUGUAUUAACUGCGGGACCCUAACACACAGUAAGAUAGAGGGGUGGUUUCUCCAUUUUACAUUUCUACUUGACACUCAAACUCCGCACACUUGAGUCAGUUUGAAGACUUAGUGUUAAUUCUGAAUUAAAUAGCUUAUGGUUAGUUCUAGCACUGGUUUGGGGGAAAAGGAAGAUCAGAAGUUCAAGGGGACCAUGAAAGCCCUCAAAGUCAGCACCUCGUUUGAAACCAAGCAGAUCUUUUCAAGUUGUGGCUAGCAGAGGCAUCAGGCUGACUCUGAGUGGCCUGGGCAUCAGGGCGGCUGUCCUGGCCGGCAAAUCCUCCCUGUGCCGCACAGGCUCUCACAGAACAAUGUCCAUGGAACAUGGUUUUAAAUAAAAUUGAUUAAACUCUC
Molecule: messenger RNA, 2089 nt
Organism: Hyaena hyaena (striped hyena)
Lineage: Eukaryota; Metazoa; Chordata; Mammalia; Carnivora; Hyaenidae
Gene: SLC25A18
Product: solute carrier family 25 member 18
Exons: 12
Coding region: 518-1462 (314 amino acids)
Biological process (GO): L-glutamate transmembrane transport; aspartate transmembrane transport; malate-aspartate shuttle
Molecular function (GO): L-glutamate transmembrane transporter activity; L-aspartate transmembrane transporter activity
Source: RefSeq, a predicted model, not a curated record